CUAGAAACUUCUGUCUGCUAUACAAGUAUAUAACCCUUCCCCCCGCAUCACGCCAUCCUUCCAUUCAUCUAAUUUCGAGAACCUUCACGAAUAACAGAGAGAAAUCGACGCAUUUCAAAUCAUACGCCAAUAAUCUCGUCACGAUGUCGUACUCCAGGAGGUCAAGGUAUUCUCGCUCACCUUCAUACGAUCCAUAUAGCAAGUCUGUCUCGAGGUCCAGAUAUGUUUCAAGGAGUCGGUCAAGGAGCUGUGAUUCAAGUGAUGUUGAGAACCCAGGGAACAAUUUGUAUGUGACUGGUCUCUCAGCCCGCGUUAAGGAGCGACAUAUUGAGGACCAUUUUUCUACUGAGGGAAAGGUUGAAGAUGUUCAUCUUGUUGUUGACCCAUGGACCCGGGAAUCUCGUGGGUUUUGUUUCGUGACAAUGUCCACUGUUGAGGAGGCUGAUUGCUGCAUUAAGUAUUUGAAUCGCUCAGUACUUGAAGGCAGAGUCAUCACUGUGGAGAAGGCUCGGAGGAGAAGAGGUAGAACACCAACUCCAGGAAAAUAUUUGGGGCUUAGAACUGUUCGCGUUCGUCGUGAAUCACGAAAUUAUUCUCCUCGUUCAAGGAGUCGCUCUCCUUGUUACUCAUCUGAAAGCUACAGGAGCAGGAGCAGGUCCCACUCUCCAUAUUACAGACGAGGGCGUAGAUCCUACUCUCCCUAUUACAGAGGACGCCAGAGAUCCCACUCUCCGUAUUACAGUCGACGCUGCCGUUACUCAGAAUCACCUUAUUCUCCUUACCAUAGUCGUGGCAGGUCUUACUCUCGAUCUUUAUCUCCAUACAGUCAGCGUGAUCGGUCCUACUCUCCAGAUGAGCGUUACUACAGAAGAAGCCAUUACCGUGACUAUUCCCCCGACAGUUAUCGACGUGAUCGUUCCUAUUCUCCAGAUGGCCGUUACUAUAGAAGAAGCCAUUACCGUGACUAUUCUCCCAACAAUUAUCGACGUGAUCGUUCCUAUUCUCCAGAUGACCGUUACUAUAGAAGAAUCCACUACCGUGACUACUCUCCUGAUAGCCGUGAUUGUUCCUACUCUCCAGAUGUUCGUUACAACAGAAUGAGCCGCUAUCGUGCCUACUCUCCGGACAACAGUUACUAUUAUCGAAGGAGCCGACACCGUUCCACUUCUCGGAGCAUUUCACCUCGAUAUCAGAGGUCCAGGAGAAGCUACUCACCUAGUGUAUCACCUAGGCGGUCAAAGAGGAGCUAUUCAAGAAGUGUUUCCAGGAGUAGUCGCUCUCGUAGCAGUUACUCUCCUAUCCCGAAGAAAAGCUCUAAGAGGAGCCGCAGUGUCAGUGCAUCUUCCAGAUUUGUUUCAAGGUCUGGUACACCUAGAUCUUCGCCUUCACCAUGAGAGGACUAACCUAUUAGGAAGGCUUAAUGUGUUACUGUAUGCUGCUAAAAGUUUAAAGGCGUACUAGAUUGGUCUCUCAAGGAGAACUACUAUCUGUUUUCCAGCUUAUGUGACUAGUAGAAAUGGGUCUGGCUGUACUAUCGACUUUGUAUUUUAAUACAUUAUCUAUGAUCUGCUGAGGUAAUAAUGUUGUAUUGACCGACUUUGAAAAAGCUGUAACAGAUUGAUAUGUACAUGUGCCCAGGAACAAAUAUCUUUUAGUUUGCUUUUA
This is a messenger RNA of Capsicum annuum, 1665 nucleotides long. Its product is annotated as serine/arginine-rich splicing factor SR45a. NCBI's taxonomy places the organism in Eukaryota, Viridiplantae, Streptophyta, Magnoliopsida, Solanales, Solanaceae. The record is from RefSeq and is a predicted model, not a curated record. The transcript has 7 exons. Gene Ontology annotation, molecular function: RNA binding. Gene Ontology annotation, biological process: positive regulation of mRNA splicing, via spliceosome. Bases 144 to 1394 code for a protein of 416 amino acids. Gene Ontology annotation, cellular component: spliceosomal complex.